AUGACUCCGGAGGAUGAAGAGAAGACUGCUUUCAUAACGGGAAAGGGUACCUAUUGUUACAAAGUUAUGCCCUUCGGGCUCAAAAAUGCUAGAGCAACUUACCAGCACCUUGCUAACAAGAUCUUUGAUGAAAUGUUGGGAAAGACGGUCGAGCCCUAUAUCGAUGAUAUGGUGGUUAAGAGUGUGAAGAAGGAGGAGCAUCCUAGACACCUUCAAGAGGUCUUUGAUACUUUAAGAAAAUAUGGCAUGAAGUUAAAUCAUUCGAAGUGUUCCUUCGCAGUUUCUUCAAGACAGUUCCUCAGCCAUAUAGUGAACAAAAGGGGAAUUGAGGUAACAGACCAGUACCAGCCUAAGGAAGAUAGAAUGAAGGCCUACAGAGAAGGUGUGGAGAUUGUCUCGCGAGGGUUCAAUCAGAUCGAGUUUCAUCAAAUACCUCACGAGGAGAAUUCUGAAGCAGAUCAGUUGGCUACAGCAGCAUUUUCUUCGGAUGAAGAUUUGGUCCGGAUUGUACCAAUCGACAUCCUGGACGAACCAAGUAUAAGCCCUCGACAGGAGAUAAUGGUGAUCCGAAUUGUCCCACGUCCUUACCUAAAAUGUUUGAGCCCCACAGAGGCUCUCACGAUACUGCAGCAGAUUCAUGAUGGGGAUUAUGGCAAUCACUCCGGAGGCAGGUCUAUGGCACAUAAAGUUCUAACUCAAGAUUAUUUCUGGCCUUACUUGGUUCAGAAUGCUGAAGAGUAUGCCAGAAGGUGUGAUAAGUGCCAGCGACAUGGUCCAAUGAAACAUCAACCUGCCGAAGAUUUGCACGCAAUGGAGAAUCCAUGGCCAUUCACUCAGUAG
This is a messenger RNA of Cornus florida, 840 nucleotides long. RefSeq lists its product as uncharacterized. NCBI's taxonomy places the organism in Eukaryota, Viridiplantae, Streptophyta, Magnoliopsida, Cornales, Cornaceae. Gene Ontology annotation, molecular function: nucleic acid binding. Bases 1 to 840 code for a protein of 279 amino acids. The record is from RefSeq and is a predicted model, not a curated record. The transcript is spliced from 3 exons.